This is a messenger RNA of Botrytis cinerea B05.10, 1918 nucleotides long. RefSeq lists its product as hypothetical. Bases 36 to 1838 code for a protein of 600 amino acids. Gene Ontology annotation, molecular function: protein binding. Lineage: Eukaryota; Fungi; Ascomycota; Leotiomycetes; Helotiales; Sclerotiniaceae. The record is from RefSeq and is a predicted model, not a curated record. The transcript is spliced from 7 exons.
GUUAGGGUUUCUUUUCAUGACCCCAAAUUACGACCAUGCUACCCUCUAAAGCAAUCCAGGACCUGGUCACUAUCCUACGCCACGACUUUACUGUCGAAUUGAACGCUUCAUUAGCUUCGUUGCCACCUCAAUCUUCCCCUUGUCUGAAGAUACAUGCUGAGAUCUGCAUCGAUCCAUCUGUGCCACAGGGUGAGAUUGGAGGAUACAAGUCCCAGCCAAUUUAUUUAGGCUCAAUUUCUUUAGAUCAAGCCGAGAUCCAUGGGUCCUUUAAUCAACAAAGCACAACACCUGUGGCUACAGACCCUUCUCUCUUGCCUAAUAAUUCGAUCGUGGAGGGGCUUGGAUCAACUCAUAAUGGGCCAGAACUUUCCAACAUUCACCAAACUCACCCCCUAGAGAAAAAACGAAAGACUAUUGGAGGACUAACAAUUAAAAGAGGCAGCUACGAUGAGAUGCCAGAUGACUCUAGCUCAUCUUCCCAAGUAGGCAGCUCGGCUGCGCGACAGUUGCAGACAGAAUUCCGAGUGUUUCCUCAAAGAAAAAAGAAGAAUGGCCAUGGCAUUCAUCAACUGCAGCCAUCCUCAAUUGAGAAGUUCGUUGCUGGAGUAUGGAAACAAAUAUAUAGUAACGUCGAGCUUGCACCCAUUUCCCUGGAUAGUAACUGUGUACCAAUGAUCGCGAGCGGUGGAUCCAAUUUCGAGAUGUUUCGAGCCAUCAACUCGCUCUGUCUAAAAAUCACAACAAUAGCACGCCGUUAUCGCUCCUUAGAAACGAUCAUUCAAGCUCACUGGGUCGACUGCUUUGACCAUCGAGUCAAAGAAAUUGGAAUCCAAAAUCCAUUUCUUUCCAACACAGAAACCAAGAUGCUCGCUCUCCGGGAGGCCUGCACAGUUCUUAAAUGGUCAGAAAAGGAGCUAAGAAACAGACUAGCUAUCUGGCGAGGAUACAAAGAAAUUAAGGAUGCAGGCGGCUGGGCCUGCCUGGCCUUUGCUGGCUCUGGAAUUUACAGAUUCUGCAAGUAUCGUGUAGGCUUCGAAAAAAAUCUCGUAACUAGACUCGAACGACUUCAAUCUAGCUUAGAGGUAGCAGCCGAUACGAUCCACCCCGAAUGGCGCAAACUCCUGAAAUUCAUAGGAAUAGAAUCUCAAUUAGCAUAUACUGGGCAUCCACACGACUGGGUUGUCUGCGAUGCAGCAAAACCUGUUACGCUCAAAUCCACCUACACAGAGUGGGACCCAGAUUUCGAGUUCUCUCACGUUGAGGAGUCAAUAACGGAUGAAGCUGCUUGGGGUGUUGAAGACCCUCGUACCGUGGAAGUUGCUAGUACUGCAUGCUGCCACGAUUGCGGAUACUUGCAAUCGAAUGACACCUCUAUCAAUAAAUGUCGCUGCUUUCCAGAGGUGUACGGGUGCUGCAAAACAGUGCCUCCUGUACAGGUUUUUCGUACUCCACUAGGAAUGAACAACGGCAUUAUUGCACGCUGCGGCUUUGCUCGCGGUUCAGCAAUUGGCGAGUUUGUAGGACUGAUUACCAAGGGAAUGGAAGGUAAAGAUGUAAUGCAAAGUAAAAGCACCAAAAAUCAAUACCAAAUAUACCAAGGACGAAUGGGUAACCACACGCGCUUUGUUAACCAUUCCUGCGCACCGAAUAGUCAAUUCCAGAAAUUUCACUGGCUGGGAACUGAACGUAUUGUCUUGGUCUCUAAAGGAAUUGAAGCCGGAAAGGAGAUUACGGUAGAUUACUCACAUGAAUAUUGGAAGGGCCUCGACAAAGAUUGUUUGUGCGGAGAACUGUGUUGCCGGUACGUGAGAGGGCGAGCACGUUCAUCUGCCACUUAAUUCGGUUACUUUACUCUUCAUUAAUAUGUAAAGAUCUUGUAUCACCAGAGGUCAAAUUAGAAUGAAUCAUGAUUUUUUUA